Molecule: messenger RNA, 1995 nt
Organism: Adelges cooleyi (spruce gall adelgid)
Lineage: Eukaryota; Metazoa; Arthropoda; Insecta; Hemiptera; Adelgidae
Gene: CSN6
Product: COP9 signalosome complex subunit 6
Exons: 3
Coding region: 129-1085 (318 amino acids)
Biological process (GO): protein deneddylation
Cellular component (GO): COP9 signalosome
Molecular function (GO): metallopeptidase activity; protein binding
Source: RefSeq, a predicted model, not a curated record
AUUCAUUAUCAUUUCUUAAAUCCAACUGUGGGUUGUGACUUGUGUUAUUUAUUAAUGUUUUAGAAUUUACUUUAAUUACAUUCUUUUUUUUGUAAGUUUUUAGUUAUUGUGUUUGUUUGGACUUAAAUAUGGACAACACAGUCGUGGAGAUGGAAGUAGACGAUGUCCAAGAUAAUGUCUUAGCCACCAAUGUUACGGGUAGUGUCUCUAUAUCAUUACACCCUCUUGUCAUUCUCAAUAUAUCCGAACAUUGGACACGUCUAACGGCCCAAUUAGGUACUUCAGAGUUGGCUCUUGGUGCCCUUAUAGGUAAACAUAAGGACCGUACUCUUGAAAUUAUGAACUCAUUUGAGUUGUCGUAUACUAAACUUGAUGAUUCAUCACUGGUGAUUGACAGAGUUUAUUACGACACUAAAGAAGAGCAGUUCAAACAAGUAUUUUGUGAUUUAGAAUUUCUGGGUUGGUACAUAACGGGUACGAGUAGUGACAAACCAACAUUACGCGAUGUCGAACUACAUAAACAAAUUACUGAUAUAUCAGAGAGUCCAAUUUUCCUUAAGAUGAAUCCUCAUGGCGGUCAUACGGAUCUUCCAGUUAAAGUAUACGAGUCUGUUAUUGACAUAAUAAAUGGAGAAACAAAAAUGCAGUUUGUCGAAUUGACAUAUACAUUAUCAACUGAAGACGCUGAACGUAUUGGAGUCGAUCAUGUAGCAAGAAUGUCAACCAACGAUGCACAAGAAAAUAGUUUGGUCGCUGAAACUCUAACAGUGCAAUUUAAUGCCAUCAAGAUGUUACACAGUAGAGUCAAAAUGUUACUUGAAUAUUUAAAAGAAACUAAGAACAGUGAUAAGCCAAUCAAUAAUGAAAUACUUAGAGAAUAUAUUUCAUUAUGUCAUCGUUUACCAGUAAUGGAAUCGGGUGAAUUUUACAGGGACUUAUAUACACAUUGCAACGAUGUAGCAUUAAUUGCAUACUUGGGAGUAGUAACCAAAUUUUGCAAUGAAAUAAAUAACUUUUGUAACAAAUUUAAUGCACUAUAUGAUCGCCAAUUGGUUGGCAGAAAAGUCAAAGCUCUAUUUAUAUAAGUUAUUUUUUUUUUAUUUUUUAUUUUGAAACUGUAUAAAUUAAUAAGUUAAAUCAUUUGAAAGCUAAUUGAAUAGUUACUUACUUUUUAUGUUACAAAUACAAGUAUAAAUUAGCAAUAGAUAUUGAAAACUACAAAUAUUAGGACUGUCGUACAAAUUUAAAUAAAUUUACAGUUAUAAAUUAUAAUUAUAAUAUUUUUGUUUAUUUUUAACGUAUAUAAAGCUUAGUUCUACAUUUCAACAUCCAUAAUAAGUGUGCAUUUUUUGUUUAUAAAAUAUUUUUAACAAGCUACGUUUAUAAUUAUACAAACUCGUGUACCAAAAAUAUCGAGAUCGCAUAAUAAUAGGAUAAAAGGAUUUUUAUUGUUCUAACAGUAUUAAUAAUACUGUAAUUAUUAGUUAAUACCAUUAAUAGUAAUUAAUUAUAGGUUAAACAGCAUUAAUGUGAAUUAACAUCUUGGCAGAAACUAAAUGAAUAAAUAGUGACAUUAUUAUUUCAAGCUUGAUAUGUGAUAUGAUGAAAUGUAAUAAGAUAUAAAUGUAUUGUAGUAUAGUGUAUUCAUAGUAACUCAGGUUAUUGUCAUAUCUUUGAUUUAAAAAAAAAAUUAAAUUUGCUCAAACUUUUUUAUAUAGUGUAUAUACAGUGGUGUAAGCUGUGUGUACUCAGCUCUCAUUUUUCUGUAUGUGUAUACUAAUAGGAAAGUGAAAGUAUACACAGCAUUUAUCCCACCACUAUAUUUAUGUUCUCAAAAAGCCCUAGUUGUAAUUAUAUAAAGUUAAGUAUACACAGUAUUGAUGGGAGUAAUUAUUCAGCCGAUAAAACACAAUUUGGAACUGAUUUACUCAAAUUCUAGUAUUAGACAUGAUAGCAAUAUAUAUAGUAUGUAUGAAUACUUCUUAUAAUUUAGUA